CCACCAUCAAUGAAUUCGUUCCCCACUACUUAAGUUCACUUAUCAUCAUUCCAUUACUUCAUGCUUAAAAACAAAAGCUGUGGAACUCAUGAGGUAUGGCGGUGUCAAAUAGUGGGGAUCAUCUUCUCCCACCUUACCAAAGCAAAUGAGUAAGAGCAAGGGCCAUAUGCGGCUUGCAGGCCGGCAGUUGCUUAUGUAUAAUAUAUAAAUGCCAUUCUAACAGUCCAUCCAUGCUUUAAAAUAUUUAUAAUAUACGUGGAUGAAAGGUAACUUUUUGACAGGAAAUUGUCAUCUGCAAAAAUUUUUCAACUGAUCAGUUAAUAUAAAUCAUCUCCUAACAUGCCAAAUAUAAUAAAUGAUAUAAAAUUAGACUUUAAAGAUGUUCUGUUACGACCAAAAAGGAGUACAUUAAAAAGCAGAUCAGAUGUUGAUCUUUAUAGAGAAAUUACAUUUCGUAAUUCAAAGCAAACUUACAGAGGCAUACCUGUAAUGGCUUCAAAUAUGGAUACAGUAGGAACAUUUGAGAUGGCAAGAGCCUUAUCUAAGCAUGGGCUUUUUACCACUAUUCAUAAAUAUUAUACAGCAGAUGAAUGGAAAGAUUUUGCUGCAGAAAAUCCUGAAUGUUUAAAAAAUGUUGCUGCUAGUUCUGGCACAGGGAAUGAAGAUUUUGGAAGACUUUCAAGUAUAAUAGCUGCUGUACCACAACUUUCAUUUAUAUGUUUAGAUGUUGCUAAUGGAUAUUCACAACAUUUUGUUGAAUAUGUGAGAAAAGUGCGAUCUGAAUAUCCAAACCAUACUAUAAUUGCAGGGAAUGUUGUAACAGGAGAAAUGGUUGAAGAAUUAAUACUUUCGGGAGCUGAUGUUAUUAAAGUAGGAAUUGGUCCAGGUUCUGUGUGUACUACAAGAAUGAAAACAGGUGUUGGAUAUCCUCAGUUAAGUGCUGUGAUUGAAUGUGCGGAUGCUGCACAUGGUUUAAAAGGACAUAUAAUCUCUGAUGGAGGUUGUACUUGUCCAGGUGAUUUAGCAAAAGCUUUUGGCGCUGGUGCCGAUUUUGUCAUGGCUGGUGGUAUGUUUGCUGGUCAUGAUGAAUGUGAAGGUGAAAUCAUAAACAAAGAUGGAAAAAAAUAUAAAUUAUUUUAUGGUAUGGCUUCUAGUACAGCUAUGAAAAAACAUGCUGGUGGUGUUGCUGAAUAUAGGUCCUCGGAAGGAAAGACUGUGGAAGUACCCUAUAAGGGUUUAGUAGAAAAUACAGUUUUAGAUAUGUUAGGAGGUUUGCGGUCUGCAUGCGCGUAUACAGGUGCGGAAAGAUUACGUGAAUUACCGAGACGUGCUACGUUCAUUCGCUGUACGCAACAAUUAAAUCCUAUGUAUGGUCCACCAUGAGAAAUGUAAAAAUAUUUCUUAAAGAAUGUGUUGUAGUAUAAUUAUAGGCAAGAAGGCUUUUUGAUUAUUAAUUUUUGCAGUUACCAUGCAUUAUCUUUUUGCUGGCAAAUAAUUUAUACAUAAUAUAUAUAUAUAUAAACUUUAAUUUAAGUAUUAUAUUAUGAGCCUUUUAUUAAACUUACAUUGUUUAUUAUGCUUAAAUGAAUCAGAUAAUAACAUGUCUAUGCACAAAUAAACAUUUUUUUGCAUGUA
This is a messenger RNA of Vespa velutina, 1635 nucleotides long. Its product is annotated as GMP reductase 1-like. Gene Ontology annotation, molecular function: GMP reductase activity. Gene Ontology annotation, cellular component: GMP reductase complex. Lineage: Eukaryota; Metazoa; Arthropoda; Insecta; Hymenoptera; Vespidae. Bases 340 to 1383 code for a protein of 347 amino acids. The record is from RefSeq and is a predicted model, not a curated record. Gene Ontology annotation, biological process: nucleotide metabolic process. The transcript has 7 exons.